GCUGAUUAACAGCCGUUGCUGGUAGUCGGAAUCCAACCCGCAGCAUGGAUCAGGUCUUGUAUCCAUGGCAGCAGGGUAUUUAUUACAGUUCCUACCACUCUCCACCCAGGAUUGGCGGACUUUAGCCCUUAAUCAAAUAGAAAAGUAGGAGAACACAGGGACUGACUCUCUGACCACCAGAUAUAAAACAAAGGGGGGGAGAUUCUUUAGCAAAUGGCAAAAUUUCUGUCCCAGGAUCAAAUUAAUGAAUUCAAGGAAUGCUUUUCUCUAUAUGACAAGAAACAAAAAGGCAAGAUAAAUGCCAGCGACCUAAUCACAGUGAUGCGUUGCCUGGGAACCAGCCCAACUCCGGGAGAGGUAGAGACACAUCUUCAAGGGCAUAAAAUUGACAGAAAGGCAGAAGUGGAUUUUUCCACUUUCCUGACCAUAAUGUACAGGCAAAUGCAGCAGGAAGACCCUGGGAAGGAAAUCCUGGCGGCCCUAGCAAUGAUGGACAAGCAGAAGAAGGGUUUCAUCACCGCUUCCGAGCUGAGAGCCAAACUCACCAGGCUGGGAGAAAAGCUCUCGGAGGAUGAAGAUGACCUUCUAAGAGAAGCUAAAAUUGCACCAAAUGGGAUGAUGAAAUAUGAAGAAUUCAUCCACACCAUCACCCUUCCUGUUACAGACGACUGAAUUUCAGAAUGACAAGACUGCCUCGGGUGGGGAAAAGGGCAAGCUUUUCCAGCUUACGUUUUCCUGGGUCACUUUUGGGCUCACUGGAAUUAGCACUGCUUGCCUUUAAGGAUCUAUAUUUUGCCUUCUUAGAGUGAAAUGUUUAUGUCUGAACAGGUUUUUCCCGUUGCAAGGCCUGGCCACACCUUCCUUGUCAGUUGGAAUGGAGCGUCAUGUCAAACACUGGAUGUAGUAUUUUAAAUGAAUUGAAUGCCAUGUUACAUGCAAUAAAGCUUAUCAUGCUUAAAACUCACUCAUUGGUAAUUAAAAACACGGUUAUAAAGAGGACAGUUUUUUGGCAGAGCAAAAUCAGCCACCUACCUUAAUGUCACAGGGAGAUGGUUCUUCUGAGGAGUAAAGAAAGAACAAACAGGUAUUUGGUCUGACUCUGUGAGCCUGUGGUAUCCAACUAUUCCCUGUGUCUGAGGUAUCCUAGGGUGCUUGACUAUGCUACCCAUAAACUUUGACAAGUUUGGAAUGACCAUGCAUAUCGCUCACACCACUGCCUGGAUACACACAAUCUACUGAUCAGUCACUUGCUGUUAUGAAGAAGCCGAGCCAACACACCAGAGGGAAGGGGAGCUCAGAACCCUGUUGGCUAUCUGGAUGAGGACAGUGGUCAAGCAGAUAGAUGUGAGUUCUUCCAAAAAAUCACAGCAACAUGAGCCAUAUUACUCUUCAAGCAUGAUAAGGGGUUCCCUGUGCAGCAUCACUUCACUCAUCCAGAUUCUUGGAGAGCGGAAAACAAAGAUCUCCAUACUCCCAUGCUUAUGACUUUUUAUUAAUUAGGAAGCUACUUCAACUUGCAAUUUCAUAGGAAAUCUCCAUAAAGUUGAAAACUUUUCUCUCUCCAUGAAGUUGGUCCAAUAAAUGAUAUUACGUCACCCAUGUUGUCUCUCUGUGAAGUUAAACACCCACCGCGACUCCUGAGGCAGGAGAAUAUGGGCUUUGCAUAAGAAAUCUCAAUCCUAUGAAAAGAGCCAUAGUCCUUGGCUGAGACGCUGUGGGAUAACUGCCCAGAACAUACUCCUAAAAACACUUCGGCAGUGUGGACACAAUACAAUUGUGAUGGCAGAAAUGUGCAGCCCAGUCAGGAUUGUAAACUAGGAUGAUCAAACUUUCAGUGGAGUGGGCUGAAUAAAUGCCUUGGUGCCCAGCAGAUCUGCUGUCAAUGGGAGGUUGGCACAGACUGUGGUCUUUAUCUAGUAACUGAACUUGUAAUUGUUAUCUCUUCAGUACAUUGACAAGAUAAUAUACUCCCUGCUAGGAUCACUAUUUCUGUCCAUUGGUGCUCUUCCUCCCCACUCCUCCUUUCUUCCCUGCAACUCUGCAAUUCCCAUCCUCCUCUCAUUCCCUUUAUCAGAUGAUCAGCAAUGAAGUAGUUAAUGUAGAUAUCCGCGUUA
Gopherus evgoodei (Goodes thornscrub tortoise) is the source of this 2114-nucleotide messenger RNA. RefSeq names its product calmodulin like 4 (gene CALML4). Gene Ontology annotation, cellular component: myosin II complex. The record is from RefSeq and is a predicted model, not a curated record. The transcript has 5 exons. NCBI's taxonomy places the organism in Eukaryota, Metazoa, Chordata, Testudines, Testudinidae. Bases 214 to 672 code for a protein of 152 amino acids. Gene Ontology annotation, molecular function: calcium ion binding.